Messenger RNA from Entrophospora sp. SA101, 321 nucleotides. NCBI's taxonomy places the organism in Eukaryota, Fungi, Glomeromycota, Glomeromycetes, Entrophosporales, Entrophosporaceae. The record is from the annotation of a GenBank genome assembly.
AUGGUUAAGGAUAUAGAAACAGGAAAUAUACAAGAUGGAAAUCAGCAGGGACAACAAGAUGGAAAUCAACAGGGACAACAAGAUGAAAAUGUAAAUUCAGGAAAAAUUGAUGACAUAUUUGCACAAUUAGAAAAUACCAAGAUAUCGAUUAAAGAAAAUCUAGAGAGAGAAGAACCACCAUCAUGUUGUGUAGCAACACUUAAGGGUGACAGAAAAACUCAAAUGGAUAGAUUUGAUGUUGGAAAUCAUUUCUUAAACAGAGAUUAUUCAUUGCUUAUUAUUUAUGAUGGACAUGGCGAUGAAAUAUUUUCAAGAGUUUGA